Molecule: messenger RNA, 3055 nt
Organism: Esox lucius (northern pike)
Lineage: Eukaryota; Metazoa; Chordata; Actinopteri; Esociformes; Esocidae
Gene: sparta
Product: spartin a
Exons: 9
Coding region: 318-2033 (571 amino acids)
Biological process (GO): negative regulation of BMP signaling pathway; cell division
Cellular component (GO): plasma membrane
Source: RefSeq, a predicted model, not a curated record
GUUUCAAGCCACUAGAAGUUUUUCAGCGUUUACGAGCAGCGUUUUGCUACUAUCGGAUAUGCGGUUGUUUGUGGAUGACAGGAUGACUGCACGCUAAUCGGAAGACAAAAAUAACGUAUUUCUGAUAAACGCCUAUCAUGUUACGUUACACUAAGUGAUACUGUUGCUGGAGAACUUUGAAAUCAGCUGUUCACUAAUAAAGAGUUUUGUUUUUAGUUAAAAAAAGAAAACAAUCACACUUUAACCAGCACACCUGCCGCAGACUGUCAUACGGGUUGAACCGGACAGACGCAUAACUGAGAGGUCUCUAGUGAGGCAUGUCUUUGGCAGAGCCAGAGGAGUUGAUCCUGAUCAGGGACCAGUAUGAGCGUGCGUUGGAGUGUCUGACCAGGGGCCUAGCAGCUGACCAGGCGGGGCAGAGGACUCAGGCUUUGGAGCUGUACAGCCAGGGUCGGCAGCACCUCACCCAUGGCUUGGGGGUCCCCACUCUGGGCCCACGACACCAGGGAGCCCACUGGGACAUGGCCAGGUAUCUCCAGCAGAAGAUGAGGACGACUCUGACCAACAUCAGCACUCGCAUUUCUAACAUGGAGGCAGCAGGGGUGACCAGGGAGCGCCGUGGGGAACCCGUGCUGGGGGACUUGGUGGAUGUCUCUGCCCAAUGCCUCUACCCCACCCUGGGGGCAGGGGUCCUGGCGGUGCCGGAGCCUGGUACCUCAAGCCCGUCGGGAGACCAGCCCCCGGCCUACACCCCUGAGCCCACCAAUGGGCAUCACAGCCUGGCUCACUGCCAAGCCGAUCGAGGGGGUCUGAGGGGCCAGGAGGAGGGGGGAGUGGGGGGCGGUGAGGAGCUCCUGGUGCUCCCUCAGGGGGUGCAGAUGUUUUUUGUGACGUCAGGAGGUGAGGUAAGCGCCCCAUCGUUCCCUGGCUACCUGCGCAUCAUCAGGUUCGGCGGCCAGCUCCAAAACAUGACCAAGGAAAGAGCAUCGGCCUUCCUUCACGUAUGUGACUGGCUGUACCCCCUCACGCCCGACACCCCAGUUCUGCUGUCAUCCUCUGGGAUCUUCAUGUUUCCUGAUGUCAUGGCUGAGACGCCGGGGUCCUACGUCGGUGUUGUGCUGUCCUCGGAACUGCCUGCAGCGGACAGACAUGCCUUCCAGGACCUGCUCGCACAGCUCACCGAGCUGCGGGUGCAGGAUCCGGAGGAGGAGGGUGCCGAGGUCAUGAACCUGUGUGAGAAAGUUCCCAUUGGUCCCCCGGUGGAUGGGGCGGGACCAGGAACAAGGGAGGAGAAGCCCCCACUGCCUGAAUGGAGCGAGAAGAUGUCCCAAAGCAUUCUGGCAGGUGCUACGUGGCUGAGUAAGGGCUUCGUCCUGGGGGCUGAGGCCACCGGCAAGGCCAUCCAAAAGGGAGCAUCCAAGAUGAGAGAACACAUCACCCCAGAGAAUGUCCCGACCGAGGUCAAACCCAGUGUCACCAAGGGCCUGCAGCACGCCAAACAGGCCACAGGAGGCGCUGUCCGCGUUAGCCAGUUCCUGGUGGACGGAGUGUGUACAGUUGCUGGCUGUGUGGGGGAGAAGCUGGCUCCCCAUAUUAAGAAACACGGCAGCAAACUGAUCCCGGAGUCCCUGAAGAACAGUAAAGAUGGCCGCUCCAACCUGGAAGGGGCUAGGGUGGUGGCUGCCAGCAGCUUGAAGGGUCUCUCCACUAUGUGGGCUGGUUUGGAAACUGGAGCAAAGAACAUUGGCAAGAGUGUUGCCUCAGAGACAGUCACGACUGUGAAGCACAAGUAUGGCGACGACGUGGGCAAGGCCACGGAUACAGGCUUCCAAUCAGCAAUCAAUGUGGGCGUGGCCGCGUUCAACUUCGACAACGUGGGUAUCAAGGGUAUGCUGAAGGCCGCUGCAAAACAGACCUCGAAAUCCGUGGUCAGUGACCAAAACCAGAACAGCCAGGCCACAACCGGAGACGACCACAGCCAGGCCAUCAGGCGAGGACCCUCAACGGGUAGAGAUGGAGUGGAGGAAGAAUGAAGGGAAUCAUGAAUAAAUGUCUAGUUCGUGGCUUGUUAAUGGCCUCUCCGCCAGCCCCGUUCUGUUGCUGCAUUUAGUCUGUACGGUUGGGAUGUGUAUUCAUUAAUAGGUCUUUUGACUGAUCAAAUCAGCUACGAGAAAGAUCUGGUGUGAUGGGUCUCAACGGGUCCUGUGGUGCCUCUGGGAGAAAUGCUGGAGCUCCACACUCACCUCCACUAAGAUGGAUGGAGCUCUCAUCAUGGUGUUUCAUCCGUUGUUUUGGUGUUGGGUGAAGUUGUUCUUAGUGUCUGAUCUUGGGGUUAGUUUAGCAUUUUCCCCAGUAAUAGUUUAGUUUCUAUGUACCAUCUCCCCAGCUGAGAAGGGAUGGAUGUUUUUGUUACAGUUAGAAUGCUGUUCUACAACUCACCAUGGUGAUAACUUAGGAAAACCCACUGUGGCGGUCUCAUAAUGAACUGGAUAUCCAGCUGGAUAUCAGUAUCCGAUCAACAUAUAAAUGUGGGAGGCUUUAGUCCAGAGCAACUCUUUCAUGGGAGUCAAAACCGAAUAGCUCAGGGUUCUAGGAAAUAUGCCCCUUUCAGUCAGAAAUAGGAAUUUACCAAUGAAGUUUGGCGAAUGACCAAUCUCUGUUAACGGUGUUUGCUAUCUGUGUCGUGUCCAUGCGCAAUUAAACGGUAUAUGGGGAUGUUUCACGAGAUUUCACGUUUUAAAACAUGACUUGCACGUCUCUGUUCGUUAAUGCUAGAGGGAAAAAACUGAAAUGAUAUACAAUACCAAAUCAGAGUAUUGUAGGCUACAUUUGUUUCUCCGCUAUUUGCAUAUUAGCGAUCAUAGCUCUACGACUUUUGAUUAUAUGGAACAGAUCUAUUAAUGCAUUCUUCUCAAUUUCCCUUUACUGUAUACAGACUAUUAACCUUAAGUGCGCCUCUGAAUGUUGAUUCCAUAUUGACGGAUUCGUUUUCUCUAACAUUUAAAUUAGGCCAUGUUCUUCAUAUUUGCAUAUUUACUAAUAGGUCCAUAUUCUA